AUGACGCCUCUGAACUCCUUGCUGCCGCUGUUCCCACCUAUCCGUCUCCGUGCGUCGAGCUCCGACUGGUUCGCCAGCCCAAAGUUUGCUCUGCCUCACGGAAGCACUCCGGUGUUCUCGUGGGCGCCGCAGCACACCGACCGUGGUUCGGUGCAGGCCUCCUUCAACCUGACAAUCUGGAGCGCAGUGGGACGCGUCGUGUGGAGUGGCGACGCGGCCUCGAGCCAGCCGCGCAUGCGCUACCCUCCCGAUGCACCACGCCUCGAGCCGGGAACUUACGUGUGGCAAGUCGCCACCCGCGAAGCCGACGGGAGGAUCUCGCCGCCCAGCGCUCCUUCCGCCCUCCACGUCGCCCUAGGGCACGGGGAGUGGGACGGCGUCCCGUGGCUCGGCUCCGCGUCGAAGAAUGUGUACAGCACGACCUUCGACUGCCCGGCCGGCGCAGUCACCUCGGUGCUCUACAUUUGUGGCCUCGGCUACUCGCGGGUCGAGCUCAACGGCCACGUCCUCAACACGCUCACGACCGCGCCGUGGACCCAAUACGCGUACGUGAACGGCUUCUCUACCCUGGACGUCAAGGACCUCCUUCUGGUCGGCGAGCCAAACCGCCUCGUCGUCUCUCUUGGUCGGGGCUGGCGCGACCGGACGGCGUUCCGCAUCCUCAAGGGCGACGACGUGGCUUCGGACGGGAAGGUCGAGCGCGUCGUGCGAGCCAAGCUAGUGGCCACGCUGAGCACCGGAGAUUCGGUCGCCCUCAGUCACACGGGUGACGGCAAGUGGCACGCCGCAGCCGGCCCGACGACGGCAGAUUCCGUCUACAAUGGCGAGGAGUACGACGCCCGCGUGGCGGAGCGGCUCGGGGACGGGCCGCACAACGCCAUCUCCCCGGAGCUGUGGUCGAAAGCGGCGCCGCUCGACGAGGGAGACGCGCCAGCGGGCGUGAUGACGGCUUGGGCGGCGCCCGCCGUCACCGUGACCGACAGCAUCGCGCCAGUCGCCCUGACCAACCCUCGCAAGGGGCUGUACGUGGCUGACUUUGGACGGAGACUGACGGGCGUGGUGCGGCUCAAUCGCAUGAUUUGCAAGGAGGGCACGCGAGUCAUCCUCCGCCACGCUGAGAUCAUGCAGCACGCCGGCCUGCCCGACGUCAAGACGGCGGAUCCGGCGAUGAUCUACGUCGGCGAGCUGCGCGGUGCGAGAGCCACCGACGUCUACACGUGCAGCGGCCGCGCGGGAGGCGAGACGUGGCAGCCGUCGCUGACGUACCACGGCUUCCGAUUCGUCGAGAUCAACGUCACGAACUCAGGGGUGCGCCCAGCCGCUGCGAUGCUGACCGCGUUGCACUUCCACUCGGGCGUCGCCCUGCGCACGCACGCGCACUUCAACUCGACGACGCUCAACCGCAUGCAGCACCUGGCCGUCUCCGCCCAACAGUCGAACCUGCAGACGAUCCCCACGGACUGCGACCAGCGCGACGAGCGGCUGGGGUGGAUGGGCGACGCCAGCCUAAGCAGCGAGUCGAUGGCGCUCAACUUCGAGAUGGCGCCCUUCUUCUCUUGGUGGGUGCGGCACGUCGUCCUCCCCGAGCAGCGGGCGGGCGCGCUGCCCGACGUGGUGCCGUUCGUUCGGUACGGCGGCAGGCCGGCCGACGUCUCCUGGUCCGCGGCGCUGCCUUCGGUGGCGCACGCCGUGUGCGACGUAUACGGCGACACAGAGACGUACCGCGAGGCGGCCAGCGCGAUCGCAGCUCUGGUCGAUGAGGUGGGAGUCGAGGCAAGGGCCGGGCUGGGCAAGAUGCGGACGCCGUAUGGGGACUGGUGCCCUCCGCCGGCGCGGAUGGGCAAGGGGCAGGGCCGCAAGCCGAGCCCUCCACUCACGUCGGCCUUCUCGUAUGCGCUCAUGGUGCAGCAGGCGGCGGAGCUCGCGCGGGCCGCUGGCAAUGCCUCCGAGGGGGCCCGCUACGCGAGUCUCGGUCGCGAGAUUGUCUCCAACUUCCACACCGCCUUCUACGUUGGCAACGGCACCUUCGACACGAGCGGCACGCAGACUGCGAACGUCCUUGGCCUCGCGUUGGGGGGUGCUCCCGACGUCGGCUUGGCCCGGCGGCGGCUCCUCUCCCUCCUCCGCGCCAGGCGGACGCACUACGACACGGGAAUUGUCGGCUUCAAGUUCCUCUUCGACGUGCUCGACCAGGCGCAGGCGCACGACGCCGCGCUCGCAGUGCUCUCGCAGACCGACUACCCAUCGAUCGGCUACUACUUUGCAAACUCCCUCGAGCCGGCGACUGCGAACCUGUGGGAGCUGCCCGACGCUCCUGCCGAGGGGACAGGGAUGAACUCACGCAACCACCAUAUGUGGAGCAGCUACUCGGCCUACCUCGUCAAGUCCGUGGCCGGCCUGCACCAGCAGGCAGGCACACACGGCUUCCAACGGCUCGAGCUGCGCCCGAGCGGCGCGUAUGCCCUCAGCGGGGCAUCCGUGACCGUCGACCUGCCCCACGGCACGGCGCGACUCAGCUGGGUCCGCUCGGGCGGGCGGCAGCACGACAAGGUGAGCGAGGGCGAGACGGCUCGCCUGUCUUGCGGCCCAUCGGGAGGUCGGAUCUCCGCCGUCUCGUUCGCUUCCUUUGGCACGCCAUCGAUCGGCUCGCCGAGCGAUUUGCCCUCCGACGGCCGUCGUUCAGACGGGUUUGAGACCGACCCAGCCUGCCACGCCCUUCGCUCCAGCCAGGCAGUCGCCGAGGCGUGCGUCGGUCGCAACUCGUGCGAGGUACCAGCAACUCGCGUCUUCUUCGGCGAGCGGGGCUCUCUCUUCUGCACGACGCGUCGCGACCCGCUCGCGAGCCCUCUGCGCCUGUGGCUGACGGUCGCGUGCGAGGUGGCCGCCGACUCGCUCCGUGUCGAGGCUGGCGUGCCUGUCGGGUCGACGGCGCGGCUCCUCCUGCCCCUCCGAGGGAUGGCAACUCCCCACCUGCGCGAAUCGGGGCGCUCAGUCUACCUCGCCACCGACCCGAGCGCAUCUAGUGCUGCUCGCAAAGCCAACAGGCUGGGCUCGGUUCAGCUCACCGAGGACGAACGCACUGGUCGCAUUCUCGCCGUCGAGUUGCCCUCGGGCCUGUUUGACUUUGACUUGUCCGACGCAGCGACCCCCCGGGCUGCGAGCAGUGCGACGGAGGCAGCGAUCAGCGUGUAG
Emiliania huxleyi CCMP1516 is the source of this 3192-nucleotide messenger RNA. RefSeq lists its product as hypothetical. The coding region runs from base 1 to 3192 and encodes 1063 amino acids. The transcript has a single exon. NCBI's taxonomy places the organism in Eukaryota, Haptophyta, Isochrysidales, Noelaerhabdaceae. Gene Ontology annotation, molecular function: carbohydrate binding. Gene Ontology annotation, biological process: carbohydrate metabolic process. The record is from RefSeq and is a predicted model, not a curated record.